Theobroma umbraticum is the source of this 500-nucleotide messenger RNA. RefSeq names its product PMP3 family protein At4g30660-like. Gene Ontology annotation, cellular component: membrane. NCBI's taxonomy places the organism in Eukaryota, Viridiplantae, Streptophyta, Magnoliopsida, Malvales, Malvaceae. The record is from RefSeq and is a predicted model, not a curated record.
CAUUAAGGGCUUGACUUCGUUGCUUUCGACAUCCAAUCUGAAAAGCCACAAGAUCGAAAGUGUUUAGAUAAAGUCCCUUUUCUUACCUGUUGCUUGUUCUUUCACAUAACCCAGCAUGCCUUCUCGCUGCGAAAUUUGCUGUGAGCUCCUGAUCGCGGUUUUGCUCCCUCCCCUGGGGGUUUGCUUAAGGCAUGGUUGUUGCAGCGUGGAGUUCUGCAUUUGUCUGCUGUUGACGAUUCUGGGAUACGUACCUGGGAUAAUAUAUGCUCUCUACGCCAUUGUUUUUGUGGAUCGGGAUGAGUACUUCGAUGAGUACAGGCGUCCUCUCUAUUAUUCCAGUGCCUAGCCUGGCCUUUCUUUAAUGAUCUCUCUAUGCUGUAAUAUGAUGAUGUUUAAACUCCUUACUUUUGUGUUUUGACUUGAUAUUGAUGUGUUGCAACUCUUUAAUUGAUCUUGAUGUUUUUGCUAUUAUGAUGGUCCUUUGGUCUUGGUUGGAUUCA